Molecule: messenger RNA, 4007 nt
Organism: Puntigrus tetrazona (Sumatra barb)
Lineage: Eukaryota; Metazoa; Chordata; Actinopteri; Cypriniformes; Cyprinidae
Gene: mcc
Product: MCC regulator of WNT signaling pathway
Molecular function (GO): calcium ion binding
Source: RefSeq, a predicted model, not a curated record
AUGGCACUGAUGGACGGAGAAAAAAGUAAACCAGUGAAGACGAGCAGGCAGUGUCGCGUGAAGCGCCGUGAAGCGGUGAGUUCGGCGGGGGUUCAUGAUGGCGGCGGCGGCGGAGGGAGCGGCAGCAGCGGCAGCAGCGACUCGUGCAGCACCGCGGAGGAGGAGCGCGUCCGGCGGCUCUUCCAGACCUGCGACGGGGACGGGGACGGAUACAUUAACCGGAACGACCUGCUGAUGGUCUGCCGGCAGCUGAACAUGGAGGACUCGGUGGCGGAGAUCAUGGGGCAGCUGGGCGCAGACGAGCGAGGGAGGAUCUCCUUCGAGGACUUCACGCGCUGCCGCAUGCAGCUGCUCAACGAGAUCCGCAAAGAGGAAGGACAGCUCUCGCUGCUCUCCAGCGACUCGGGGAGGAGGAACGCUCACGGGUGUGUGGCCUCGUGGCCCACCAGCAGCGACAACAGCCUCGGCGCCCGAGAGAGCUGGGAGUUUGAUUCUGGAGCUCGAGACUUACAGAGUCCAGAGUCUCUCACGCAAAGCCAUGCUCCGCCGCUCCAGAACAUCCUGGAUCCUCCGGCCGGGAAUCCCUCCGGCUACCUGGAGCUGGCCAACACUCUGCAUCUGGCUGCGCUGGCGUCUCUGAAGGGUGACGUGGUGGAGCUCAACCAGCGACUGCUGCAGACCGAGAGAGAGAGAGACACGCUGGAGAAGAGACUGGCCAAAGCACAGUGUGAGCAGUCUCAUCUGCUGCGGGAGCACGAGGAGGUUCAGGAGAGGACGACUCUGCGUUACGAAGAGCGGAUCACAGAACUGCACAGCAUCAUCGCUGAACUCAACAAGAAGAUAGACCUGCUGCAGGGAGCCACCAUCAGGGAGGAGGAUGAGUUUUCCGAGCUUCGCUCCGAUCUCAGUCACAGCCAGCUGGAAGUUAACGAGGAUGACCGGAGCAUCGAUCAGGACCCCGACCAGGCGUCCAUCUCGCUGCCUGAGAACCAGUCCACGCUGGUCACUGCAGACAUGGAUAACUGCAGUGACCUGAACUCGGAGCUGCAGCGGGUUUUGACCGGGCUGGAGAGCGUCCUCUGCGGCCGCAAGAAGAGCACGUGCAGCCUGUCCGUGGCCGAGGUGGACCGACACAUCGAGCAGCUGACCACCGCCAGCGAACACUGCGACCUGGCCAUCAAGGUCAAACACCCGACAGACGCAGUACACACCUUCAUGUGGAUCGCGCUCUGGGCUGAUCUGGAUUGGUUCUACCCCAGUCUGUGUGAGGAGCGUGUGCGCUGGGAGAAGGAGCUGGCCGGCCUGCGGGAGGAGAACGAGAGUCUAACGGCCAUGCUGUGCAGCAAAGAAGAGGACCUCAACCGCACCAAAGCCACCAUGAACGGCAUCCGAGAGGAGCGAGACCGUCUGCGCAGACGCGUACGAGAGCUGCAGACACGCCUCCAGAGCGUUCAGCCUGGCGCUCCGUCCAGUCCUGGGCGUCUGACUCCGGCGGGGCGUCCCAUCAACCCCAGCACCGGAGAACUCAGCACCAGCAGCAGCAGCAACGACAUCCCCGUCGCCAAAGUGGCGGAGCGAGUGAAGCUGUCGAAAACACGCUCCGAAUCGCUGCCAGCAGAGAGAUCGGUCCUCGGAUCUGAAAUCAGCAGCAUCGGGGUGUCCAGUAACGUGGCUGAACAUCUGGCUCAUUCCCUUCAGGACUGCUCCAACAUCCAGGAGAUCUUCCAGACGCUCUACUCACACGGAUCCGCCAUCUCCGAGAGCAAGAUCCGUGAGUUCGAGGUGGAGACGGAGAGACUCAACAGUCGCAUCGAGCACCUGAAGUCUCAGAACGAUCUGCUGACCAUCACACUGGAGGAGUGUAAGAGCAACGCCGAGCGUAUGAGCAUGCUGGUGGGGAAAUAUGAGUCCAACGCCACCGCACUCAGACUGGCCCUGCAGUACAGUGAGCAGUGUAUUGAGGCGUAUGAGCUGCUGCUGGCGCUGGCUGAGAGUGAACAGGGUCUGGUUUUGGGUCAGUUCAGAGCCGCUGGAGUCAGUGCAGUGGGAGAGCAGGCGGGUGAGGAGAGCAUCUCUCAGAUCCUGAAGAAAGCUCACGACAGCAGGAAGACGGCGGAGAUCGCCGCUAAAGAUCUCCUGACUCGUCUGGACGGCAGCUGCGGAGCGGCGUUUGCGGUCAGCGUCCAGCCCUGGGAGAGCCUCUCGUCCAACAGCCACACCAGCACCACCAGCUCGACGGCCAGCAGCUGUGACACGGACUUCUCUAAAGACGACGAGCAGCGUCUGAAGGACUACGUGCAGCAGCUGAAGAACGACCGGGCGGCCGUCAAACUGACCAUGCUGGAGCUGGAGAGCGUCCACAUCGACCCGCUGAGCUACGACGUCAAACCCCGAGGAGACUCGCAGAGACUGGACCUGGAGAACGCCGUGCUCAUGCAGGAGCUCAUGGCCAUGAAGGAGGAGAUGGCGGAGCUGAAGGCUCAGCUGUAUUUGCUGGAGAAGGAGAAGAAAGCUCUGGAGCUGAAGCUGAGCACGAGGGAGGCUCAGGAGCAGGCGUAUCUGGUGCACAUCGAGCAUCUGAAGUCUGAGGUGGAGGAGCAUCAGGAGCAGAGACGCCGGUCACUCACCUCCACCUGCAGCAGUGCUGGAGCCAAAGACAAGAGCGUCAAGGACUCUGAUUCCCCGGCGAUCAGUCUCUCUGACCUGAGGAGUCUGAACGACAGCGACCUCGCGGCGGAGCUCACCAGCGCCCUCAGGAGAGAGAAGAAGCUGAAGGGUCGUGUUCAGGAGCUGGUGGCAGCGUUAGAAAGGCUGACUAAAAGCAGUGAGGUCAGACAUCAGCAGUCGGCGGAGUUCGUGAACGACCUGAAACGAGCAAACAGUAAUCUGGUGGCGGCGUACGAGAAAGCCAAGAAGAAGCACCAGAACAAGCUGAAGAAGCUGGAGUCUCAGAUGAUGGCGAUGGUGGAGCGUCACGAGACGCAGGUGAGGAUGCUGAAGCAGCGCAACGCUCUCCUGGAGGAGGAGACGUCUCGACCGCACGCCAACGAAACCUCGCUCUGAGCCUCGGCCGGGACAGGCGUCUUUUAUACCGCUACGUUUUUCCAAUUUCUAAGUAUGGGGUUCACCGUUUCUACGCUCUUACCGGUCAGGCAGCGGCACAGACUUAAAGAGACGAACUGUUAUAUUUCAUAAUCGUACAGCGUAGAGAAAUAGAGUUCUGAGCAAUAAAUGAGAAGGAGGUUUCCUUCGUCUGCUGGUUAAACUCACAUCCUCCGUUGAACCGCCUCACAGGACUAGUUAAGACUCCGACCAGCAUCCUGUCAUCAGGCUCCAAACAUCAUCCAGAGUCAGACAGAUGACCGACGAAUCAGGGCCGAUUAUUCUGAACUAAGAACAAUAGAUUUAUUCAUCUAUGCUCACAUUAGUUAAUAAAAAUACGACUUUGGUUUUAUAAUAUUGCUGAAUCUUUAUUUUAACUGAGAUUUCUAAAUCCCGUAUGAAAAAAGUUAUAGUAAAUACUGGAGAACCAUAUUUUAGUGAAGUGUUUUAGGACUAAAAAACCUGAAUUAAUUUGUUUGCAGUAAUUCUAUAAUUGCUGUGGUAUUAUAACAACUGUAGUAAUAUAAACAAAUGACUCAUUAACUAAUUACCCAGUACUGUACUAGUACUGUUAUACUGCAGCACUAAAAGAUACUCCAGGAUUUAUUCAUCAUUUGACUGGAGAUAAUACUACAGUGUUGUAAAUACUCUCAUAUAUAUCUAUAUCUAGAGCAUGGUUCAGACACACUAGUAUUUACUGUCAUUUAUUACAUGGCUUUCUCUUGUGGGAAGUAACAAAUGAAACGUUAAUUGUAAAGCGUUACCCAUUUAUCAUCGAAAUCUGGGCCGUUUUUAUUAAGUUGAGGUGUUUUGAAUGAACCGUUGAGUUAAUCGCAGUUAAGACUUGAAGAAAAGAUUUCUUUCCUUAGAAUAACAUGCUCUGAUCUGAAACUUAAUGUAGCGUC